This is a messenger RNA of Acyrthosiphon pisum (pea aphid), 717 nucleotides long. RefSeq lists its product as uncharacterized. The record is from RefSeq and is a predicted model, not a curated record. The transcript is spliced from 5 exons. Lineage: Eukaryota; Metazoa; Arthropoda; Insecta; Hemiptera; Aphididae. The coding region runs from base 150 to 662 and encodes 170 amino acids.
CGAUUUUUUUAAUGAUAAUGAUGAUGAAAACCUGCAGAUUAAUAUAACUGAAGAUUGUACUGUAUCUAGUCCAGAAAUGUUUACAGAAAAAAACACUACAACAGACUACAGUCAAGGUCAAGAUGAACACAUUAUGAUGUGUUUAUAACAUGUUGAACAACAUUGGUCAUGCUGUUAUGGAUGUUUCAAAGGAGCUUAAAACAUUAAAAAAAGAAAUCCAUGUUAUUAAAGUUGAUGUAAUCAAAAAUCAGGAAAUAUUAAAUAGUUUGGCUGAGAAUGACCGUCGUACAGUGUCUUCUGUAGACACUAGACAAGCUAUAAACAGAGCAAGCUUAAAAAUUCCUGUUCAAACAAUUUCCGAAUUAAAUGAAAUUGAAGAAGAUGAGGACAAACUCAGCACAUUGGUCCGUAUUUUACAAAGAGAUGCCAGAUCAUUCGAUGCUAAACGAACCACUUACAUGGCCAUGAAACUCAUUAUGCAGAAUCGAGUGGCUGAGUUUUUGAAUAUGGAGGGAAGGCGAGGAGAAAAAACAGCAUUCGUCAAAUUCAAAAUAUAUACUUGUGUUAUAGAUUGCGUCAAAGAUAUUUUUCCAACAGUUUCACUAAUUGAAAUAGAGGGCCAUAUUAGUGAUUGGUUGAAACAAGCUCCAAGAUGGAAAUAAAUUUAUAAGAUUCUGAAGACUAAUUCGUUAUUAUUAUUAUUUUCUGUUUUAUAUU